This is a messenger RNA of Scleropages formosus (Asian bonytongue), 8970 nucleotides long. Its product is annotated as voltage-dependent T-type calcium channel subunit alpha-1H-like. Gene Ontology annotation, biological process: calcium ion import across plasma membrane. Gene Ontology annotation, molecular function: high voltage-gated calcium channel activity. The transcript has 33 exons. NCBI's taxonomy places the organism in Eukaryota, Metazoa, Chordata, Actinopteri, Osteoglossiformes, Osteoglossidae. The record is from RefSeq and is a predicted model, not a curated record. The coding region runs from base 261 to 6632 and encodes 2123 amino acids. Gene Ontology annotation, cellular component: membrane; voltage-gated calcium channel complex.
UAUCCUGAGAUAGAAAUUUAUUCUUCAAUGUCCAUUAGUCAUACAGGUUAUAUGUUGCUCCAUUUAGCUCUCAGUGAAAAAGUAGACCAGAUGUUAUUUUAGAUGGCUCAUCUGAAGCAGGGAAACCAAAUCUAGUUUUUCCAGCCAGUGGCCAACCCAUGUAAAAUAGAGUGACCCGUAUCUUUAAGGACCAAGUGAGGGAUUUCUCUCGGUUCGGUGUUUGUCCUUGACCCCUGUGCAUAUGGUUUGAGCGCGUGAGCAUGCUGGUCAUCCUCUUGAACUGCGUGACCCUGGGCCUGUUCCAGCCAUGCGAAGACAUACGGUGCCAGUCACAGUGGUGUGCCAUCCUGCAGGCAUUCGACGACUUCAUUUUUGCUUUCUUCGCUGUGGAGAUGGUCAUUAAGAUGGUGGCCCUGGGGAUCUUUGGACCCAAGUGCUACCUGGGUGACACGUGGAACCGUCUGGACUUUUUCAUUGUUAUGGCAGGGAUGUUGGAGUACUCGCUGGAUGGCCACAACACCAGCCUGUCAGCCAUCCGGACUGUGCGUGUGCUCCGGCCCCUGAGAGCCAUCAACAGGGUCCCCAGUAUGAGGAUCCUGGUGACCCUGCUACUUGAUACUCUGCCUAUGUUAGGCAACGUUCUCCUGCUCUGCUUCUUCGUCUUCUUUAUAUUCGGCAUCGUAGGGGUGCAGCUGUGGGCGGGGCUGCUGAGGAACCGCUGCUUCCUGGAGGAUGAUUUCAGGAGGACACACAACCUGUCCUUCCUCAGUCCCUACUACAAGCACGAGGAGACUGAGGACACACCUUUCAUUUGCUCAUCGGUGCGCGACAACGGCAUGCUGCGCUGUCACAACGUGCCGCCGCUGAAGGAGGCUGGGGUCGAGUGUCACCUCGGCGUGGCCCCUUCCAACCACACAGAGGAGGGGCCUGUCGCCACCAGCGCCGCUGGCUGCAUCAACUGGAACCAGUACUACAACGUGUGCCGGCCCGGCGAGCUGAACCCUCACAAAGGGGCUGUUAGCUUUGACAACAUCGGAUACGCUUGGAUUGCCAUCUUCCAGGUGAUCACCCUUGAGGGGUGGGUGGACAUCAUGUACUACGUCAUGGACGCGCACUCCUUUUACAAUUUCAUAUAUUUCAUAUUGCUCAUCAUCGUGGGCUCCUUCUUUAUGAUCAACCUGUGCCUGGUGGUGAUCGCCACGCAGUUCUCGGAGACCAAGCAGCGGGAGAACCAGCUGAUGCAGGAGCAGCGGGCGCGCUUCCUCUCCAACGACAGCACGCUGGCCAGCUUCUCCGAACCAGGCACCUGCUACGAGGAGCUGCUCAAGUACGUGGGCCACCUGUACCGCAAGCUCAAGCGCCGGGCGCUGCGUGUCUAUGGCAGGUGGAAGACGAAGCGCCGCAAAAAGGUGAAUCCCAACAGCGCCGGGGGAGAGGCCAGACGCUGGCGGGGCCGGAGGAGCAAUGGGCGCCACGGUCGCUCCGUCCAGCACCUCGUCCAGCAUCAUCAACACCAACCCUACCAUCACCACUACCCGCUCAGCAAUGGCAGCCAGGGGCCACGGGACACCCUGGAGACAACUGACUUCUGGAGGCCUCAAAACUGCCUCGGAGAUGGCAUGAACUACCCCAUCAUUGUGCCCUCAACCCUCUGCAGUCACACGGCUGCCACCCCCAGGGGAAAGGGCAAGAAAACGUCGGGUAACACCCAGGGCUACAGCACGCCAGACCUUUACACCAAGCACACGUUUGCUCGUGAGCAGGGCCUACACCUCCCAGCAGGGGGCACCACCCCUAGUUGGCUGCAGCUCGAGACGAUUGGCUGCCCAUACUGUGACAGGCGUGAGCCCGGCAACACGGACAGUGACGGCUCGGAGGGUGAGGCAGUGCUCGAGUUCACCCGUGACCCGGGACGCAAGUGGGGAGGGGCCCACGGGGGGCGUCGUUCAGCCAUCCGGCACUGGGACAAGUUCCAGACCAAGCUGAGAAGAAUUGCGGAGAGCAAGUACUUCAACCGCGGCAUCAUGAUUGCCAUCUUGGUGAACACCUUGAGCAUGGGCAUCGAGUACCACCAGCAGCCCGACGAGCUGACGGACAUCCUGGAGAUCAGUAACGUGGUCUUCACCAGCAUGUUCGCUCUGGAGAUGGUGCUCAAGCUCCUGGCCUUCAGCAUUGUGGGCUACAUCAGGAACCCCUACAACAUCUUCGAUGGGAUCAUCGUCAUUAUCAGCGUGUGGGAGAUCCUGAGCCAGGCGGAGGGCGGACUCUCGGUGUUGCGCACUUUUCGCCUGCUUCGCGUGCUCAAGCUGGUGCGCUUCCUGCCCGCUCUCCGGCGACAGCUGGUAGUGCUCAUGAAGACGAUGGACAACGUGGCCACCUUCUGUAUGCUCCUCAUGCUCUUCAUCUUCAUCUUCAGUAUUCUCGGAAUGCACCUUUUCGGCUGCAAGUUCAGUCUGAGGACAGAGAAUGGAGACACUAUCCCGGACAGGAAGAACUUUGACUCCUUGCUGUGGGCAAUUGUCACUGUGUUUCAGAUCUUGACCCAGGAGGACUGGAACGUGGUGCUGUACAAUGGCAUGGCCUCCACUACGCCCUGGGCCGCCCUCUACUUUGUGGCCCUCAUGAGCUUUGGGAACUAUGUCCUCUUCAACCUGCUGGUGGCCAUUCUGGUGGAGGGCUUUCAGGCGGAGGGAGAUGCUAACAAGUCGGAUGCAAGCGAGGAUAAGCUGUCGGUGACCUGCCAGGAGGAGGAGAAGCAGAUGGAAAUCCACACCUCAGGUGACACCGCAGAAACAAGGACGUGCUUUCUAAUGAUGGUGGCGAAUGGCCACAUGGAGCCCAGCGGCUGCAUACCCACACCGACCAUCAUGCGCACUGCAGCCACGCCCACCCCCACCCCUAAGGGCUCCCUGGGGGCCGAGUCCACGCAAGGCUUCGACGACUCGCGCAGGGGCAGCGGGGCCUCCAUCGACCCCCAUGUCUGCGUCCAGAGGUCCCUGUCCAGCCACCCCAGCUCCCCUAGUGCCCCGCGGGGGGCUGGCAGCUCCUGGGGCAGCCGACGCUCCAGCUGGAACAGCCUGAGCCGAGCGCCCAGCCUGAAGCGGCGCGACACGUCCGGGGAGCGAGAGUCACUGCUCUCGGGAGACGGGCGCGGCAGCCUCGACGACUCGGACGGCGAGGGCGGAGUGCCGGGCGGGACGCCCCCUCCUCAGCUGCAGCAGCAUCCCGUUUCGUUGGACCCCGCGGCGUGCUUGUCGGGGAAGCGUCUCAACUGUAGCAGCAGGACCCCGCAGCUGCCCUCCUGCGCCGAACCGGGACCGCAGCGCCCCAAAGAGGACCCCGACGUGGACGAGGAUGCGGACGAGAGCUGUGCGUUCCGCCUGAGGAAGUUUCUGGAGAGCUUCCGGCCCAGGUGGUGCAUCGAGCGUGCCGAGUGGUCCCUCUAUGCAUUCUCUCCACACAACCAGUUCCGCAGGGCGUGCCAGAGGCUCAUCUCGCACAGGAUGUUCGACCACGUGGUGCUGCUGUUCAUCUUCCUCAACUGCAUCACCAUCGCCUUGGAGCGGCCCGACAUACCGGCCCACAGCACGGAGCGUGUGUUUCUCAGUGUCUCCAAUUACGUGUUCACUGUGAUCUUUGUUGCUGAAAUGGCCGUGAAGGUGGUGGCGCUUGGCUUCUGCGCGGGCAAAGGCAGCUACCUGCGGAGCAGCUGGAACGUGCUGGACGGCGCCCUGGUCUUCGUCUCCAUCGUUGACGUCCUGGUGCUGCUGGCGUCCGCCGGUGGCAACCGCAUCCUGGGCAUCCUGAGGGUGCUGCGCCUGCUGAGGACCCUGCGGCCCCUGAGGGUGAUCAGCCGCGCCCCGGGGCUCAAGCUGGUGGUGGAGACGCUCAUUACGUCCCUGCGGCCCAUUGGCAACAUCGUGCUCAUCUGCUGCGCGUUCUUCAUCGUCUUCGGCAUCCUGGGAGUGCAGCUCUUCAAGGGCAAGUUCUACCAUUGCGAGGGAGCCGACGUCAGAAACAUCAGCAACAAGUCGGAGUGCCUGCAGGCGCGCUACCGCUGGGUCCAGAGGAAGUACAACUUCGACAACCUGGGCCAGGCCCUCAUGGCGCUCUUCGUCCUGUCCUCCAAAGACGGCUGGGUCAACAUCAUGUACGACGGCCUGGACGCGGUGGGCGUGGACCAGCAGCCGGUGCGCAACCACAACCCCUGGAUGCUGCUCUACUUCAUCUCCUUCCUGCUCAUCGUCAGCUUCUUCGUGCUCAACAUGUUUGUGGGCGUCGUGGUGGAGAACUUCCACAAGUGCCGCCAGGACCAGGAGGAGGAGGAGGCUCGGCGGCGCGAGGAGAAGCAGAUGCGCAGGCUCAACAGGAGGCGCAGGAAAGCUCAGCAGCAGCCGUACUACGCGAACUAUUCCCCCGUCCGGCUCUACAUUCACACACUGUGCACGAACCACUACCUGGACAUUUUCAUCACCAUCAUCAUCGCGGUCAAUGUGGUCACCAUGUCCCUGGAGCACUACAACCAGCCCCGGUACCUCGAGGAGGCUCUCAAAUACUGCAACUACUUCUUCACUGUGGUCUUCGUGCUUGAGGCGCUGCUGAAAUUCGUCGCGUUCGGAUUUCGGAGGUUCUUCAAAGACAGAUGGAAUCAGCUGGACCUGGCGAUCAUUCUGCUGUCCAUCUUGGGGAUCAUACUGGAAGAGAUCGAGAUCAGCGCCGCCCUGCCCAUGAACCCCACCAUCAUCCGCAUCAUGCGUGUGUUGAGGAUUGCUAGAGUGCUGAAGCUGCUGAAGAUGGCCACUGGCAUGAGGGCUUUGUUGGACACUGUGGUCCAGGCCUUACCGCAGGUGGGAAACCUGGGCCUCCUCUUUAUGCUCCUGUUCUUCAUCUAUGCCGCCUUGGGGGUGGAGCUCUUUGGGAAGCUGGAGUGUACAGACGAGAACCCGUGCGAGGGGCUCAGCAGACACGCCACGUUCGAGAACUUUGGCAUGGCCUUCCUGACCCUCUUCAGGAUCUCCACGGGGGACAACUGGAACGGCAUCAUGAAGGACACGCUGCGCGAGUGUCAGAGCGAGAAGCACUGCCUGAGCUACCUGCCCUACAUCUCGCCGCUCUACUUCGUCACGUUCGUGCUCAUCGCCCAGUUCGUGCUGGUCAACGUCGUGGUGGCCGUGCUCAUGAAGCACCUGGAGGAGAGCAACAAGGAGGCCCGGGAGGAUGGCGAGCUGGAUGUUGACACGGAGGCGGAGACGACGCGCCGCCUCAGUGCCGCUUCGGGGACCGUCGAACUGGACUCCGAGGGAAGGGCCACCUAUGUGGGGCCGGUGCCCACCUCCUCCAGACAGGAUGAAGAGUCCCGCUUUUACCCUGCUGAGGAAGGUUCCCUCUCACUGCAGAAGGUGUCAGUGUCGAGGAUGCACUCCCUGCCCAACGACAGCUACAUGUUCCGCCCAGUGAGACCGACCAGCGCCCCUCAAACCCUGCCAGAGGAUGAUCCCGGUGGGCAGAGCCACCACUUAGGCUCUGUGACGUCCGUCCGUUCGCAGCCCUGCGUGGGAAGCUUGCUGCUGCAGGUCCCUGACGCGGCUCCGUGGGAUGGGAGCGAGGAGCCGCCUAGGAUACGGCCGCCGCCGAGGCCCUCGUCCGGAGGCAGCAGGUCGCUGCGCAGACAGGGGGCCGUGAAGAGGGACUCCGUGGAAACUCAGAGUGUCGAGCGGCUGGAGCGGCAUCGCAGUCUGCACCUGCGUGUGCCUGUGUCAGAGAGCCUGGUACCGCCCUCUCCCACCCCUGAGGGGCACGGCUUCGCCCGGCUCCGCGCCUCCAGCGCUGUGCCCUUUGAGCGGCGCAGCCUCCCCUGCCGACCGUCUCGACCCAACGACCUGCCACCUGGCUUGGUGGACCUGGAAGACGAGGAGGUGUGGCACAUAAACAGCUCGGCACGGUCACUGGUGGGGGUCGGCCAGCCUGUCACACGCAGCCACUCUCUGUCGCCGUGCGCCGCACCCGACGCCAAGCUGCCUGUGCCGCCGAAGAGUGGUAGUGCCGCUCACCUGCCGGCGUGUGGCGCCAAGGACAAGGACCUGAGGAAGUUCUACAGUGUGGACGCGCACGGCUUCCUGGCCAAGCCGUCGUGGGCAGAAGAUACCCGACGCCACUCCAUCGAAAUCUGCCUCCCUGCUGACGAUGGCCAGGGCGCGACCCCCAGGACUCCGCCACCUCGGCGCCCGGCCGGCCCAAGGAAGAAGAAGAUGAGCCCGCCCUGCGUCCCCACGGAGCCCCCCGUUGCAUCCCUCGCCGUGCCCCCAGAGAGCAGCACGCUGCUGCGGAGGAGGACGCCCUCCUGCGAGGCGUACCCUCAGGAUGCCGCGGAACCGGCGCCGCCCGCCGACCCCCUCCCGGUCCGACGCGACCAGCUCUCCUUCGACCAGUCAGACCUGAGCUCGCUGAGCAGCACGUCCGAGGUCCUGUCGGACAGUGAGGCGUCCGCUGGCUCGCCGUCCUGCGGCCGUGGGCAGAACGGAGGCCUGCCGGAACCCACGGAGACGUGCAGCGCCAGGAGCCCACUGAGGAAGAGAGGGCCGGUCCGUGCCGCGGGCUCCGGGAAGGAGGACCGAGACAAUGCGCAGGCGUAGCACCAGCUGGACCCCUGGCAGACAUCACCACUGGAGGCCAGAGACGGGUGACAUCGAUCAGGGCACCCCGUCCCCCCACUCAGCCGGACACACUGACAGGGUCAUUUAUUUAUUGUCAGCUCUGUGGGGGGGGGGGGUGUCUGGGUAUGCACAUAUUUUUAUAGCGAACGGGACAUUUUGCACAUAUCAGCUUGAACUUCAAGUGGGUUCGUGUUUUACUGUCUUUCUGUGAACGUGCAGGUUUUUUUUAUUAUUAUUGUUAAUAAUUAUUAUUAUUGCCGUUGUUAUUACCUGUUGUUACUAUUAUUUAAGCGAGUAGGGUGAGUCGCCGUUGACCUGCUGAAAGUGGAUUUUUAUUUUUUUACUCUGCGGAGAUAGACUUUUUAUACCGAUGAAAUCCAAGGGAAACAAACCAAACAGUAGAUUGUGUGUCCGCCGAGUGCAAUAAAGGAGGUUCAGGGUUCGAUGCAGGGCGCAGAGAUUGUGCUUCUGGACCAGUCACUUUGCUCUCAAGGGUUCCUUCUUAUCCUUCCCUUCGAGCCCCAUGUUCUGCGCUCGUCCCUGUCCUCGUCUUUCGGUCCCACACGGACUCAGCUGGUGAGCAGAACCGCAUUUUCUCAUUUCUCAUCUAUUUAUAUUGAUGUGACACAAAACUGUGUCUUUAUUUGCAUUCGCUGGGCAGGAAUGGAAAUGGAAUAGCGCACGUUUUGUUCUCACAGGCUCGCUUUUUAUAUCCCGAAUAGACGUCCCGUUCACGCCGCGGGUUUGACGUCCUUCUUGACACGGUGCCUUCAGACUUGCGACUUCUGGGGACGUGAAUAUAUGAGCUUCUCACUUGAAAUGGUGUGAGUGUGAGUACUGCACGCAAGCUAAGUAAUGAGUUGUUUUUUUUGUUCCCCUGGUGUUUGCACCCUCCUGAGACCCAGCAAGAAAGGGUUUUUGGAGGAACUCCUCAGGUUUCUGGGACGUUGUCCAGGUGUCCUUUCACGGCACAGCACGUCCUGUGGCAGGUGCAAUGAGAAGGAACACUGUGGCCUGGACAGGUGAGGAGAAGUACCGACAAAAUGUACGUCCUCUAGAGUGGACAAAAAUGACAGGAAUGGCUGGUUUCCAGGAAAGUGGAAUUCACACCGUGAGGGGAAACGCGACGUCGGCGAAUGAGAUGUUGUCAGGGGCACAUGCACUGGUCCACGCAGCCGUGCCACGUGGCUAACCGUCACACACGGGCCAUUAGGUCACGCGGAAGGAGGAAGGUCUCUGGCUGUGUACAGGCUGGGGUGAACGAAAGAGCGUCGACACCUGCAUUCGAGCGACGUCCGUCCCUGAAGUGCGUUGACAACGUCGUCGUUGCUGUCGGUUGCUGUCGAUUGCUGUCGGUGUCCAUGUGGCGCCUCUCGGAGACGCCGUUCCGCCGACGGCCCUCGCGGAUAAGGGAUAAGGAACUGAACAGUACCUUUUUACAUCCAGUUACAGUAUGUCUCACAUGUUCUCCUGUGAUCGUGACGACGUGGCCCCCGACGUGGCUCCUAACUAACAGCUUCAUGUAGCCCACGGCAAGAGGCUCCGAGACGGGGAAGGGGCCCGAUGAAGGUUGCGACGAGGGGCCCGCGAGCGAUGCCUCCCGCGAGAAGAGGCCUAUAAAACGUAGCACACAGAUCUUGUAGCGUUUCGGGACAUUCUUCACGGACGUGUCGGGGGCUGCGGUGCGUGGAAAGUGUGUGUGGAGUGUCACACUGAUCACUGCUUCUCACUGUCACUUAUUAAUAAUGUACAGAGAAAAAGUCUGAAUUAAUUAUAUCCUCCACUGACAUCUUGUACUUUUAUCUCUCUCUCUCUCUCUCUCUCUCUCUCUCUCUCUCUCUCUCUCCUUUUUCCUGUCCAGACUGUGAUAAAAGUGUUACUACGUCAUGUUUGUGUGUCUGGGUGUCAUUAUCUGUGAAGAGUAUUAUCUGGACAUGGAAGAUGAGUGCAGUGUGUGGAGGGCAAACAAUAAAACGCCAGUAUGUGAUCAGUAAGAGCCCUCCUUCCGCCAGUAAAAAUAUACACUAUGUUCCUGAUUUGUCCAGAGAGAAACCAGCUCUUCACAUGAAACAUGUUUAAAAAAUGAUCGUCUGUUUUGCAGAGGGAAGAGUCUCAACCGAGGAAAGAGCUAUCGAUGACACUAAUGUCUCAUGGCUGUUUGUUUGUUUGGUUGGUUGGUUUGGGUUUAUUUUUUCUCACCCUCGUUUGUCGUUUGCCGUUUUACUUUUUUUAGCCAAAGACGUCAUUUUAUAACUUUUCAUGAUCACUUUUUUCCACUCUCGUUCCUAUGUUUUGAUAUGUCUUGCUCUCCGACUUG